CCCAGCAGUGCCACCCGCAAGUUCCGCCCACCUGUGCCCAGCAGUAUCACCCACCUGUGCCCAGCAGUGCACCCACCUGUGCCUAGCAGUGCACCCACCUGUGCCACUCUGCAGUGUCACACACCUGUGCCCAGAAGUGCCACCUACCUGUGCCCAGAAGUGCCACCCACCUGUGCCCACCAGUGCCACCCACCUGUGCCCACCCACCUGUGCCCACCCACCAGUGCUGCCCACCAGUGCCACCCACCAGUGCAGCCCAGCAGUGCUGCCAGUCAGUGCCACCAGUCAGUGCCACCAGUCAGUGCCCAGGGUUGUGCCAGUCAGUGCCGCCAGUCAGUGCCCAGCAGUGAUGCAGUCAGUGCCGUC
Staurois parvus is the source of this 366-nucleotide messenger RNA. Lineage: Eukaryota; Metazoa; Chordata; Amphibia; Anura; Ranidae. The record is from the annotation of a GenBank genome assembly.